AUGUCGACCGCACCCAAUGGUCCUCCUCGAGAGGCCGCCGCUCCUCAGGCCGCUGCUCCUCAGGCCGCUGCUCCUCAGGCUGGCGCUCCUCAGAAAACCGACCAGCCAGAAGUCACACAGGCGCAGACAUCCUCUAAGAGCGACGCAAAACCCAAGGACGAAAAGGCGGAAUCUUCUGCAUCAGCCAAGCUUUCCGGCGCAGAAAUCAAGGCAAGAGCGAAAGCCGAGAAGGCUGCGCGGCGCGCACAAGUGAAAGCCUCGAAAGAUGGCGCAAAGGGCGAGGCCGCAGUAUCGUCGUCGCCAACUCCGCUAGGACCGUCAGCUAGUGAGGCCAAGGGAAAUAAGGCAAAGGGCAAACAAGAUGGCGCAGCUGCCUCAGGAGCUACGGCGGCAGGGCGCAUAGCAACCUCCAAAGGACCUGUGCCAGCCGUUAUAACGGAACCUAAGGUCACCAUACCGGAAUGUUUUAGCCACCUCCCCAUGGCGAAGAGAAUACCUAUCACACAGGCCGACAAAGACGUCCACCCUACGGUUCUGGCGCUCGGGCAGCAGAUGGCUACGUUUGCCAUUGAUGAGAGCAUCAUACGACUCAAGGCCACCCUGCUCGCCUUCAAGAAGGUCAUCGAAUCUUACAACACGCCCCCCGGAAACACCCUCGCGCGGCAUCUCACACCCCAUGUCUUGAAUCCCCAGAUCGACUACCUGACCGCUUGCCGGCCGAUGUGCUUUUCUAUGGGGAACGCAAUUCGCUGGCUCAAGUUGCAAGUCAGCAAGAUUGACCCGGACGUUCCUGACCAGGAGGCCAAGAAAGAGCUAUGCGUCAGCAUAGACAACUUUAUACAAGAACGCAUUAGCGUGGCCGACCUAGUCAUCGCCGAGAAGGCUACAGAUAUGAUAAAAGAUGGUGAUACCAUAUUGGUGUUCGGGCGGAGCAAUAUCGUCGAGCGCGCGCUGCUGCAUGCCCAUUGUGACGCUGGGAAGAAGUUUGCAGUCACUAUCGUCGACGACCCCUAUGAGAGAAAAGGCCAGGUGCUUGCGAAGAAGUUGGCAGCGGAAGGUAUCAAGGUCACCUACAGCGGAGACUUUGGUGGUCUGAGAUGGCAUGCACAACGCGCUACCAAGGUCCUCCUCGGCGCCGAGUCGAUGUUCCACAACGGGGCGAUGUAUGGAAAGUCGGGUAGCUGCGACCUUGCAAUCGCCGCAAAGGAACUGGGAUUGUACAUCAUCGUCCUUUGUGAGACGAUCAACAUCACAGAGAGAGUGGCCACUGACUCUCUCACCUACAACGAGAUCGAUCCGGAACGGAGCUCGGCCGCCUCGUUCCGGCUGCUCUAUGACACCACCCCCAGCGCUUAUCUCUCGGUGGUAGUCACCGAACUGGGGAGUGUUCAACCCACAUCGGUUCCAGACCUUCUGCGAAAACUCGAGGAAUCCAACUAG
Anthostomella pinea is the source of this 1440-nucleotide messenger RNA. Lineage: Eukaryota; Fungi; Ascomycota; Sordariomycetes; Xylariales; Xylariaceae. The record is from the annotation of a GenBank genome assembly.